Zeugodacus cucurbitae (melon fly) is the source of this 21413-nucleotide messenger RNA. It is a transcript of the gene RhoGAP19D, whose product is annotated as rho GTPase-activating protein gacF. The record is from RefSeq and is a predicted model, not a curated record. Gene Ontology annotation, cellular component: cytoplasm. Lineage: Eukaryota; Metazoa; Arthropoda; Insecta; Diptera; Tephritidae. The coding region runs from base 12078 to 17633 and encodes 1851 amino acids. Gene Ontology annotation, biological process: signal transduction; regulation of GTPase activity. Gene Ontology annotation, molecular function: protein binding. The transcript has 12 exons.
ACGUCCAAUUUAUGGUCGUCAAAAUCGUUCUGUCAGAUCAACAAUUGAGCGUAUAGUGGAAAAAUUUGAAUCCGAAGACACAGUACAAAAUGUUCACGUGCCAGUGAGACAAAGAAGUGUCCGUAGUUUCAAGAAAAUUAUCCGGAUUUUCAUUGAAAACCCACCUUCAGCGAUGAGGCUCAUUUCUGGCUGAAUGGCUUCGACAAUAAGCAAACUAUGAGUAAUUGGUCAGGCAGAAAUUCACACGUAUUUCAUGAGUUAGGUGCGGCUUAUAGGCCGGCGGCGUCAUUGAGUCGUACUUUUUCCGUGAUCAUUCACGUUACUGUGAAUGGGAAUGGGAAUCGCUACCGCUCAAUGAUGGCCGAAUAUUUUUGGCUCGAAUUGGAUGAUAUGGAUUUGGACAAUAUGUGGUUCCGACAGCACGGCCCAUAACGAAUGUCACAAUAUUUAUUGAAAACCAAGUUUGGUGAACGUGUUAUCUCGAGAAAUGGCCCAGUCAAUUGGCCGCCUCGGUCGUGUGAUUUGACGCAGUUAGUCUAUUUCUUGUGGGGCUACGUCAAGUCUAUGGUCUAUGCCAACAUGCCAGCGACGAUUUAUGAACUUCGAGCGAAUAUCGAACGUGAAAAUGCAGCAGGAUCAGCCGAUUUAUCACUGAAACUCGUCGAAAAUUGGGUUCAGCGUCUGGACUUCUGUAAGCGUGCCUUGGUGGCCAUGCAAAAGUAAUCGAGUUCCAUACAUAAUGGCAUAGAAUGUAUUUUCACAGGAUAAAUUUGCUUGAUAUCCCACACCGUCUUUGUUUAUUGAAAAACGCUUUAUAAGAUAAGACGUAUAGUACUCGGCACAAAAUAAAAAUGCUAUAUAAAUUAAAUAGAAGUCAUUACACGACAUAAUUUUUCCUCCAAUUCAAUUUGCUGGUUAAAACCCAAAGUUCAUAUUUUCAAAAAAAAAAAAUCAAGUUAAAAUCCAGAAAUGGAAAUGUUUGCAGCUAAAUUUAUCACAUAUUAAAUUUUAAUUCCAGAAAACUCGCCUUCGGAUUUUUUAAGAACCCCCCUAAUGCUCAUACCCUCAUACGUGUAUGUAUAAUUUCGCUUGAUCGCCGCUUAUUGUGCCUGUUUACAUUACUUUACCGUCGUCAAAUGUACUCUAAACAUUAAUAUUCAUAUAUACAUGCAAACAUACAUCCAUACAGCCAUACAUACAUUAGAUAGUAUCAUCGCGAUUGUGCGCACGCGCGCACACAUAAUUUUGUAAUUAAGCGCGGGUGGAAUACCAGCGUGACCAAAGCGCCAAAGUGCAAACACGUACUCACACACACUAUAUGUACGAGUGAUAUAUGCUCAGCACUUCCACAUUUCACCUCCCUGCCUUUGGGGCACCUCUAUGCCCGCUGCACGCCAAACGAUUAUUAUAGCGCAGUGUCUAUAUAGGCCAAACAGGCAAGCGCUUCCAUCAUGUCUGUCUGUGGUCUUGGCUUGUGCCUGUUUGCUCGCUAUGGCAGCGUCGAGUAUAAACUGCUUUCCACACUUUAGCAUUUUGGCAGCAGUGUUGCUUCAUCAAAUCGUGAUUUAUGAAUUCAUCAAUUUUGCAAUUUUUACGUGCAAAGCGCUUUUUAUUCGGUAAAUAUACCUAUAUAUACUCUUGCAUAUAUGUGUUUAUGUUCGGAGUAAUUUUGUGUAGCCCACUCUUCAUUGCUGCUCACUUCUAUAUUUUGCGAAACCUUUUGAAAAUGCGCAGAGAAAGCGUAUCCACUUAGUGUUGGUUUUUUUUUCCUAAUCCACUUUCAUUUAAUGAGAUUACUUUUUGUUUUGAGAAAAAAGCCAAAAACAAAUAUGAACUUCUUUAAUUUGCGCAUGAAUUCGACAUAACACCACAUUAACGCUCGUCAAAAUUGACGUUGUUAACUUGAGAUAUUUUUCGCCAAUUAACUAUGUGUGCAGUUACGGUUUCACUGAGUGAACAACAACAACAAAAUUGGAUGGGGUCAUGUCAUAAUUUUAUAUAUUUUUGAUUAGUUUCGAGAGCUCAUAUUUUCUUUUUAUACGGUGUUGUUGUAUGAUUUUUGACGAAAAAAAGGAACGAAAACUCCACAAGCUUAAGGAAAAUAUCGGUCAAAUAUAUCUAACAAAAUAUUUAUAAAAUUGUAAUGGCCAACCAAAUUUCCAAUAUUCUAGUAUUAUUGAUUCAUAAAUUGUAGGUUGUUUGAGUAAGAUUUUUGUCAUAUGGCCAUCGCGAUUUUGUCUUCUGAAGAUCAGCCAGUCGGUCGUUUCUGCCCUACUUUUUCCACCAUUAACGGUCCUAUAUCACUAAUGAAAUGACCAAUGUUAAUUUCCAACUCGCCAGUCUCCACUGAUGUAUUAGCAAAGAUCAUUCACAUGAUGGACUUUCACAAAAAGUAGGCUUUUUUCCUAAAAGAUCCGAAAGUUCGUCCUAAUAAAUCAUUUUCCUAUAGUACUAACCAUUGCGGGUAACAUGUUUUUGAAGUCUUGAGCAUAGAGAGCUUUUAAGUUUCGACUAUUUUUAAAUCUUAUCUCGAUUUAGAUUUUUGCUUGGUCAUUUGUCAAAAUAUACUGAACAUAACUGUCAAACACAUCUCUUUACAGUGACAGCUAGUUUGACAGCUAUGUCUCUAGGAAAUUAACAUCAUUCAAAAAACACCCUAUAAUGUUUAAGACAUUAUCUAUUCUGUUUUAUUGUCACUUGAAGAAAUGUCAAAGAAUAUAUUCGACUGAUAAGAUCUGAAAAUUCCAUACUUACAUAUAUCAACAUAUCAGAACAGUUUUACUCUAUAGGAGAUUAGAUCAGAUUCAUUGACGAUGUCUUUAUUCGCUAUACAGCGCUUUUCCUCGAAGUAUUUCGUUGAAUUAGAAAUUUUGAAAUAGUUGCAUCAUCGCAAUUCCAAUGCUCAGACCUCUGCAUUUCCUUCACCUAAAACUGAGUCAAAGCCUUCCCGAAAGACACGCUAUAUUAUACAAGUCUGUUAGCCCAAAAUAAGAUACUUAGGUGUUCGUGGUAAUUCUCCCAGGUUAUCAAUUAUAACGAUAUCGCUGUGAUCCUCGUAUGUGUAUUGUUUGAACAUGAAUAUAAAGGUUUGUAUUUUGAUCUUUAUUUUGUUGUAUGAAAAUAGAUCCAUCUGUACCCAAGUUACUGAACGACUUUGGAAUGCGUUAAAAUUAUAUAUUUGUCUCCAGUGUUGGUUUUGCUAUCUCAACUGGUUGUCGAGGUUUAAUAGGUCUACAUUCUAUGACAAAUAGUAGUCUGAACGAAGUUUCAACUAAUACUUUUAGGUUGUCUUUGACGGCGGACUAAGAUUUGUUAAGCAUUCGGCUCAGUCCUAUUCGGCUUUAUCAACACUAAUACUACCUAGAUCGAAGAUGUAUGUUUCUUGAGUUCAUUAUGUCGCUUCAUUGAUUUUAGGCUUCAAGCUACAAUUGUUGUCUUAUUACUCUUCCAUACUUUGGCUCAUCAAAAAACUAUUUGAUGGCAUCAUCAAGUUCUCUUUUUCAGUUUUUUUUUGUGGCAGUGGCCAAAAUAUUUCUGCGCUGUCACGUGACCUCUGUUCUAUGCUAAAUUUUUAGACUCAUCUGCACAUGCCGAUGACUCAACGCAAAAAUUCGCACAAUUAAAAUGCAAAAUUUAUGGAACAUUCCUCAUACUAUCUGUGCUGUUUGCUUGUGGGUGGAACUUUAUUGUUGUACACUUUUUUUUUGCGUGUAUCAUAAUUAUGAGGUUAUCCCUAAUGCUAUUUGGUUAUUCAAACAAUUCAUGUUUUUUUGUUGUUUUCAUAUUUUUAUUAUGUGUUAAUAACAUUAUUAUGGUGCGGUUAUUUGUGUUGUUAUUGUUGUUGGCAUUUUACAGUAGUGGCGUUCGAUUGCCAUACAUAAGCGCGGCUGUCUGGACAAAUGCUCUUUUUCAUGAUUUUUUUUACACACACACGAAUCUAUAGCUGCCGUUCUUCAUCGUCAUCCUUCUACGCCCUUCCUUGCAUACCAUCGAGUCACUCACUCGAUUCAUUGCUGCUGAAGCAUUUCGCCAAUUCACUCACACACACACACUCGUCCAUCUAUCUAUCCUCAGUUGGGCACUUAAAUAGAUAUUUUGCUUACUAUUUUUUCAUUGCGUUUAUCAUUACUAUUUUAUUCACAUUGUUGUUGCUAUUGUUGUUAUUGUGCUUAUUUUACAUUACUCUUGUGGCCGGCCGCUUUCUAUUCAUAUUUCAUUUGCGGCUAUAAACAAGCGCUUUUAUGUUUCGCAAGUGUAUUUAUAUUUUUUUAUUAUUGUUGUUGUUGUUAUUUUUUAAUUCAAUUCUUCUCUCGGUAUAUUUAUGUAUUUAUUUUUUCUGCUUGAAAGCCCCCACUUGUAGUUGCCACUGUGUUUUCAAGUGCUUGCACUGGCCGCCAAGCGCUUCACCCUCGCACAAAAUUUACGCUUUGUUAGUUGUGUUGUUGUUGUUGUUGCUGUUUGAUUUUUAUAAUUUCUGCACAUACAUUACUUAUCAUUUCCCACAUUUUAUUCAUUAUUUAUUAAUUUAAUAUUUUCUGCGGUUUUAUUAUUGCCCAUAACUUCUUUAGCUUUUCAUGUAUCAAUUUCCAUUUUUUGCUUUUGCCAUUUUGCGAUUCUAGUGUCUCCGCGGUCUUUGAUGCGCUUCUUUUGCUACUUGUACUUUGCUGUGUGUGUGUGUGAAUGUGUUUGAGUUGUUUGGUGUGUGUGUGCGUUUGUCUGCCUUGUCAUUUAGCAAUGCCUAUGAUUGAUGCGGUGAUACUAAAGUUGUAAAGCGUGUUCAAUCCAAUCUUACAUUGAUACAUAAGUACAUUUGUAUGUGUGUGUAGAUCCAAAUAAAUGUAUGUAUGUAUGUAUUUGUACUACACUUGUAGACUCGUUGCCCGCCUCUUCUAUGAGGGUAGUUUGAUAAGUCGGUAUUUUUUUGAUAGAAAAAUAUUUUAACCCUUUCAUCUGCUCAAUAUCUACAAAUAGCCCAGCACUUUAUAAUAGUUUCCCUCCUUCAACAAAUUGUAUUCUUUGUCAAAAUAAUAUAUUUUUAUUUUCUUGAUGACAUUUUCGUUCGCUUUACAGCACUUUUCUUCCAAAUACUCCGUAGAAUUUGAAGUUUUGAAAUAGUUGCAUCACCGCAAUUCCAAGACUAUGUUUCCUUCGCGGAAAAAGUGUUUCCAAAGCCUUUUCGAACUUCACUCUAUAUUAUACAAGCCUUAUAGCACGAAAUAAGCUAACAAUAUAAUGAUAUCACUUGGAUCCUCGAAUGUAGAUUGUUUUCUGAACUUGAAUAUAAAGAAUUGUAUCUUAAUCUCUAUUUUGGUGUAUGAAAAUCGAUCCAUCUGCAUCUAAGAAACUAAUUUUAAUGAUUUCAGUUGAGAGGUUAAGUCAGUCUACAUUUUCACAUUUCCCUCUUCCCACGCUUUUUUAAACAGGUUUUGACUUGAAGAAAAUUUGAAAAGAAAAGAAAAAUUAUAACUCUAACUUAGGAAAGCUGACCCAGUUCCAAAAAAGGUCCUUGCCGUGACAAUCACACGUUUUUGGAGAUUUAUCUAAAAUCAAUCGGACAAGAAAAUUUAGUUUUAUAAAUUGAUAAUACUUUUUAGUUUUAAAUUUUUUUUUUCAAAAUUAACAAAAUGGCGGCCUCAGGAAAUUUUUUUUCUGGAUUUCAAUAUAUAACUGGUCCUAAAAAAUCGAAAUUUUUGAAAUAAUAAAAAUCUUCGAUCAGGCCCAGUAUUAUUAUGUAUUCUAGAAGCUGUAAAAAUUUAAUCAAAUUCUACUGAGCGCUUUUCGAGUUACAGUUGCCACCAAUUCAAAAAACAUAGUUUUGAAAAAAAAAAAAACAUAUAAACUUUCACUCAAGUGUUUUAGAGUGCCCGAGCGCUCUUUGUUAUUUGUCGAAUAACUCGAAAGGUAAUUAUCGUAUCACCUUCAAAUUUUCAGAGAAAAUUUUUCAGAUAUUACACUUAACGGAAAUGCAAAAAAAAAAAAUAAUGAUUUUUUGAAAAUUCUGACUACUUCUAACCCCUUAAGGGGAUCAUCCUAGGUGACGGAUUAUCCCAUCUGGCCGUAAAUAGAAAGAGCAUUAAGUUUAUUAUAAUUUAUUUUCAUAUAUGUAGUCAUUAUAAAUAUACAUUUUAGGUUAAAAAUAUUGAGUAGAACAUGAGUUACGGCGUUCUGAACACCCCCUCCUCGGAAAAAAAAUCCCCGAUACCGGCUGAUUGGCUUAUCGGAAACAAAAACAUUCAAAUCGUGAUUCUUAAAGCGAGAAAUGGCUGCUGGCUAUCCAGAGGAUACUUCGUCUAAGACCGGAAGUCAUGAGCUGCUUGAGCCAUAUGAAAAAUAAUCGCUCUUCGACACUCCCAAGUGAUUGGCAGCUAGGACCUUUCCUCAAUUGCAUGAACUUCUACAUAUGGGGCCACCCACCACUGUGGUUUAUUCGAAAAAAUUUCGGCCAGAGGUCCAAUUUUCGACAAAAUUUCUGCAGCAAUUGGAGCCGUGUGUCAGCAAUAAAGUCCAAAUGGGCUAUAAAUCAAGUAACAGCUGUCGAAAAGACCAAAUCUGAAAAAAAGUAUUGCGCCAAUGAAAGCCAUAUGUCCAAAAAAAAAAAACAGCCAUUAUAAACAUUUCGCUCAAAAUUUGUUACAAAAGUUCAUUCUAGUAAAUCAAUAUUACCGAUGUUAUUGACAAAAAAAAUUCGUACAAACUUUUAGGAGGCCUUAUCCUCUUAUUAUAGCGGUGUUCAAUAAAUCAUUACCUUUAUUAUUAACAAAACAAAAAUUAAUCUUAAAAAAAUAUUUUUUUGUAUGAAGUUAUAAAAUGUCUAGAUAAAAAUAAGCCACUUUAUCUGACUACCCUCGUAUUUACGUGGCUUGUGCCUCAUCAACAUCAUCAACAUACAUACAAACACACAGCAGAUUUGUAUUAUAGCAACAGCAUACACUUGACAAAAUCGCACAGUGGGCCGAAAUCACAUGUGUUUUGUGUGGGCUGAUAUUAAAUUCAUGUUUAUCUUGUAUUUGCAUACACAAAAAUUUACUUAUGUGCUCCCUUGUAUGCGUUGUUUGUAUGUAUGUAUGUUUGAAAGCGAGCAUGCGUAAAUGCCAGCAGUUGAUCUUCGUUGCCAGCGCCUAUUCUACAAAUGUGUAUCGUUUGUGUGUGUGUGUGUGCGCGCAUUUUUGCCUUUUAUGGUAAUAUGUUAAUCGUCUCUUUGCAAAUAAAUUAACAAAAAAAAAAAAACGAGAAAAAAAUACAAAAAUGUUGUAAAGUGAGAUCGCUUUGUGAUCGAUGUUGAAAUUGAAUGAGUAUGCAUGAAUUAUUUAUACUCGGUAUGUACCAUAUAAUAAAAGCCAUAAAAUAUAUUUAAUUUCAUUGCGAUUGCUGGUGUGAGAACAACUCUGUUGUGAAUGAUAAAGAAUUGUGGUUUAAUAGAUGACGCAUAAUCUACUUAACAUAAAUGGGGCCUUAGGGUGGUAAUCAAUCAUUGAUGUUUUGAAUGUUCGACAUAUUACCAUGUUAGGUUGUAUGCUUUUAAAAUGCAAAAAAGUUGGGAGAAACCAAAAAUGUUGAUGAGUUGGUUUUGUGAUUAGAUAACGAGUUGACAUAUUGAUUUGAUUUUUUCAAAAUUGACAAAUGUAGCUGUUGCUUUGUUUUCCAAGAAUUGUCUAUUGAAACAAAGGGUGUUUAUAGUUCAUAACUCAACUAAUUUGUUUUUUAAACUCUCUACAAUCAGUGUAAGUAGGCUUCUGGCGAAUUAUUCUCUUUAUUCUAUAUUUUUUUAUCUUGUAGACUGAUUUAUAAGCCGACAGUUUUUGCACAUUUGAUCUUGAAUGACUUAAAAAUCGCAAGACAUUGUCCAUUAUUACUUUAAUAAUAUCAAUCCAAUAUUAAUUUCAACGGUUUCAUCGUUUGAUAUCAAGAAAAGGUUUUCAAGUGCUCUGAAAGUCGUAAGUCACUUCAGCCUUCUAAGGAACCGAAUUGAAACAAUUGACAAAUCACACGGUUUUAGUUUGGGUUUACACAAUUGGAUGUCAUAUCCACUCUUUUGGAAGGCUCCAAAUAUAAAAGUUGAAAAACUUAUAAUCUUCUGUUUCUACUAUCCACUUAAGAACAAUAAUCUCAUAGCAUUCAAAGCCAUUGUCUAAUUAAGAUAAUUCAAUUGCAACUGUUUUCUUUGCUCUUGUAAGAGGGGUGUUUUAGAAAUACUUCAAUACUUGGAACAAACAUAUUCGGGUUUAUUAUAUUGAAAGGUCCAUAUCGGCGGUCCCUGAAACAAUUAAAAAUGGUCGAGAUUUUUUCGAAUAUUUUUCGAAUUUCUUAGUUUAUUCGAACAGGCAUAUAUGUAUUUCCUUUGUUUAUGGAACCAAAUCUUUUUUGCUUUUGACUAAAGGUCUGAAUCGUUAGAUUGUUGGAAUAAAAAGCUUUUUAAUACCGUUAUAUGCCUAAAACCCAAGCCAAGCGAGGCAAGUGGUCGAUUAUGUAGAGACUUCUGAGAGAUAUUAUCUUAAUUAUCUUUGAAGAACUUUUUGUUUUUAUUCUUUUUGGCCACAAAAAUCAUUUUCAUGUCUUUUUCGCAAACAUCUUUGUAAGAGAAAAUGAAAAUAGCGGUGACGUUGCUUCAUAAUCUGCACGGAAAUUGGUUAGGUUAGUCUGGUAGGCCAGAAAGCCACACAUAGACCAGUUUUGGUCAUUUUACCAGUUGGAGUGUCGUCUCGUAGUUAAUGAGGAGUUGUCGUCGUUGCGCUUGACGCGAAUUCCAAAAGGUUAUGUGGUUUCACUUACGAUAUCUCUUCCAGAUUGAGAUUAUCGUGGGAGCUUGACACUCAAAUGCUAAAGCCAAGCACACAAGCACACGAGAGAUGCUCCAUUGUUUCUCUGGUACCAUGCUCUUGUCAUUUCCUACAGUCUUCGUGAUAUAUCAGCCGCAUCUUGUAGGCGUGCGCCGCCCCCAGUCUAUAGACUGAAAUAUCAUUCUCUGAUGAUUUUAUAAUAGUUUUACGUGCUAAUAAAGCCACUUUGAAAAAACUGUAUUUCGUCCGCAAAAAGUAUUCUUCCUCGGCUUCCUCCGGCGGGUACUGCAUCAAACACUUUCAGAGCUGGAGUGUUUUCGUCCAUUCGUACAACAUGACCUAGCCGCUGUCUUUUUAUUCGCUGAACUAUGUCAAUGUCGUCGUAUAACUUGUACAGUUCAUCGUUCCAUCGCCUGCGGUAUUCGCUGUUGCCAAUGUUCUGAGAACCAUAAAUCUUGCGCAAAAAAAAAAACUCGAAAACUCCUAGUGUCGUCUCAUCUGAUAUGGACAUCGUCCAAGCUUCUGCACCAUAAAGCAGCACGGGAAUGAUAAGCGACUUGUUUGAUUUUGGUUCGUCGAGAGAGGACUUUACUGUUCAAUUGUCUACGCAGUCCAAAGUAGCACCUGUUGGCAAGAGUGAUUCUACGCUGGAUUUCGAGGCUGACAAUGUUGGUGUUGUUGAUACUGGUUCCCAGGUAUACGAAAUUAUCUAUAACUUCAAAGUUAAUAGUAGUCGCCAUUUUGCUCGCUAAAUUUUGGCGAAUCGAACACAGCUGAUUUGAAAACCGUUGUGAAGCUCCAAAGUAGGAAUUUCAAAGCUUAAUAUUUUUGUUAGUACACACUAUUUUUAACUACUGUCCUCUCAACCAGCUGUGCCCGUGGGCACCAACGCCCCACUGUGUAUCGGUGCUUCAAAACAACUUAACGCAACCGCAGUUAUUGCAGCCACUUACUUACGUUGACAAUUACGUCUAAUAACAUUAUUGUGCUCUUAUACGAGCAUGCAUACACACAUACAUAUUUACCUAACGACGUAUGUACUUACGUAUGUACAUAUGUAUAUAUAAUAUGUGUAUUGAAAAUUGCUUCGUGCUACUGAUUUAUUUGUGCUCUACUCGUUUAUAGCAUUUGUUAAGCGCAUUUGUUGUUGUUGUAUUAUAUUAUUACACACACUACUUAUGUAGUUACGUUUUUUUUUGCCAUUACUACUACUACUACACACUGUUAUUAAUUUGUUGUUAUUUUAUAUGCAUUCUUGUGGUGUAGGCGAGUACACACAUACCUACUUAUAUAAAUAUAUAUGUUUGUGUGCAAUAUUGUGUGGUAACAAUGAAAUGCUAAGGCAACGGUAAUAGUAGUACACCCAAAACCACCUUCGAGUAACUAACGAACACUCCCGGCUGCCUCCCCUCUCAGCACCUGUUUGCAGCGUGUUGUUGUUGGGUUUUACUAUAAUACAUACAUACAUACAUAUGUGGUGGUUCUUGCCUUCAUUAGUUGUUGUUGUUGCUGUUAUUAUUAUUGUCCGUAUACUUGUUAGCUAGUAGCUAGCUUUUGAUUGACAGUGAUGGUUGUGACGAUAGUGACUGAUGAUGUGUUGGGUAGGAGGUGGUGGGUAGUAAACCAACAUUUUCAUAAUACAAACAUACGCAUUCGGAAGCUUCACACUAUGCAUUUACAAUGCUUGUACAUAUAUCCAAGAGCUCUCGGUCUGUUGUCGGCCUCUGUCUGUAUGUCUGUCAUUCAGUUCGCGAUUAUGCGCACAAUUGGUUAUUAGGGCGACGGCGUUAAAGCUCUAUGUGACAUUUUUUGCUCCACACUCGCACUAAAAGUCCAACACAAUUACGUGCAGUUCAGUUCAGUUUAGUUAGUGUCGUGUCGUCGAGAGGUGCCAAUCGCGAAAGGCGACCAAAACCAACAACCUGUCGGCACUAACCACGCGUAUCCAACCAUUUGGACUCAUCUUCUAGGUUAAUACGCAGUCGACAUACGCGUGUAAUACUCCAGUACAGCGGCAGCGCGCUGACAUUGUGUAAUGGAAAAAGGAGAAAACAAAAACAACAACAAAAAUCAGUACAUAAAUAAUAAUUAUAAUAUAGAGUGUAAAGUGUAGACCCACUGGCGUAUCGCAGUCUCGGCCUCCGCCAUAUGUGCAUGGUUGCAAAGCGUGCGUAGACGACGCAUGCAAGAGCUUUAAUCCAACUUAUGCUCGCUUGAGCUUUCUCAGUGCUGUUCGCAGUGCUUCAGUGUGUGGCAUUACGUGUACUAGUGCAUUGGCGAGCCGCCGUUGUGGUCCUACCUGUCGCACGCAAACGCGCACACACCAUUGUGGCAUGCAACACCAAGUCGCGCGGCGCCGCUUUAGUCUAGUCUAGUCAGGCGUGCGAGUAACAACACGGCUCGAACUCGUAGUUGAGUUGGCUGUGCUAAAAUAGUUAUUUUUUAAUGAUUUUCUAUGAGAUUGAGCGACAAAGUGUUGUGUUUCAAGCAAAAGUGUGGUGAAAUAACGGCACAAGUGUUAAAAAUUACAAAUUAAACAAAAAAUAAAACAAAAUCUAACAAAAAGUGUCUAAAAUCUGCACUCCUCUCCUCCACGAAAAACAACUCUCAAUUUAUGCAAAUUUUGCAGCCACAAAGUGUUUUGAGGUGAAUUGUGUGCUUCAUAAAAGUGUCAUAACUCUACAACAACGCAACAACAAAGCGCCACAAGCGACAACUUGCAACCGCAAGGCGAGACAUUGUCGCUUAAAUAAAUUUAAAAAAAAUAAAUAAAUAAAGUGUUACCAAAGCCAAUUUGACGUGCUUAGAAUUAAAUACAACGCGCUCACACACAGCAGAUCAGUAGCGGCGAUCUUAAUUAUAUCUUGGUGUGGCCAUUUAAACACUUUAGCUUCAGCGAAAAACCGGCGAAACUUUGGCGGCCUCACGCACGAGUUGAGUUGUUGGUGUUCAAUAGGCCUCACCGCUUGGCUACUGGUGUUGAUAACAACCAGCGAACGGCUUACUUUUGCCACUAUUGCCAUUCACCGCCGAUCUAUUACCAGUGAUAACAACGCUACGCACCGCAAAGCGGCGUCCUUAAUGUCUGCCAUCAACUGAUCGCGGUUACAUGCGUCUCCCAUUGCAAUUCUAUGCGAGCGUGACUCCCAACAGCCGCCCAAUUUGACAGUAUUAUCCCGACAACAGCAACAACAACACCAACUCUAUCACACACAAUCAGCCGCAGCGGCAGCGGCCGCAGCCAAUUCCGCCUUCUAUGCCCCCGCUUCGGGUGUCGGCGCCGUUGACACCAGCGAAUUGAUGAUACGCCUACGUGAAUCGAUCAAGCAAAAAGAGGAAUUCCUUAAAUCACCGCUGCCACACACGCACACCACACUGCACAGCGUACCCGCUGUGAGCCACACAGCGCAACAGCAUUUCUUCCCGCCGCACACACCACCGUCGGGCAGCCCGCAAUUGUCUAUGGUGUCGACGACAUCGACAUCGGCCGGUUCAUCAGUGCUGAGCAGCAUAGGUGGCGGCGGCGGCGGGCCGCGUGGUCAGGUGCGUACACUCGUUAAGCAACCACUCUCGGCGACAUCCUCAUCGGCGUCCAGCACGCGUGAGCUGCUGCCCGCCAACGUCAGUGCAAUUGAAAUGCAUCAAUAUUACGGCAGUGUCAGCAGCACUGGCAGUGCUGGUAAAAACCACGUUGUCACCACAAGUGGUGGUGGCGGCAAUUAUAUUAGCCUGGAGAGCACGAGUAUGAGUCGCGGCAGUAGUGCGACCGGUGUGAGUGUGAGCGCUGGUGGUAUGCGUGCUGCCGGCGUUGAAACGGUGCCCUUGCGUCGAGCAGCCGGUAAUGGCAGCGCCAACAGCAGAGCGAAUAACAACAAUGGCAUGGGUGAUAAAUAUGUAAAGGAUUUGGAUUACUUGGAAUCCUUGCAGGAGACUGGUGUGACUAAUAAAGUUUUCGAACGCAAGCUCGUAUCUCAUCUCGCCAAAGGCUUUGAUCCCUUCCAACCGCUCUCCAUUAACACCAACGCCUGCGUUGAGCCUAGCGCCACCGCAGCCGCGGGCAAUGUGAUGCUGAUAAAGAAACCCACAGUGCUCUACGAAUCACUGCAACAUCAUCCAUUGCAUCAGUUACAGGUACAACAGUUGCAACAGACGCAGCAGGCGCACACAACACACGCGCCAAUGCAAUUGACGAAGUUGCAACAACAACAGCUACAACAACACCAGCAGCAACAACAGCAUGUUAGCGGCAGCGUUGUGGACGGUGCGCAGUAUAGUCGCAUGGAGAUACACAAGGCCAGUUUGGCUACGACUACCAUCGAUCAUGCGCCGUCAAAUAAGUACACUGGCAAAUUACCGGAAGCUCUUGGAUCAGCAACAACAACAGCAAUAGUUGCGGUGGCUGAACCGAAACCGGCACUCACUGAUAUCGCUGAAAGCAACGAGGUGCCAACCAGCAGCAGCAGCAGCCAAGUGACAACAACUACACCGGGCACUUCCUCCGCCGAUGGCAAUGGUAGCGGUGUUAUUGGUGGUACUGGUGCUGCUGUGGUGCGUCGCUUUAGGCCGAUGUCUUCGUUCGAUGACAGCAAACCGAUGCGUCGCAUUUCAUAUUUACGCGCCACAAACAAUGAAGCGGAUUACUCAGCCUCGGACACAUCCAUUACAUCGUUGACUGGUUUGAAUAGCAGUGUUGUUGGCAUUGGUGCACCGCCACUUAUUGAAGUGACAUCGAAACAAUCGUCACUCGAUGAUGAUGAUGAUGGCGGCGGCAGCGGUGGUGGCGGCGUCGAUGACGAGCCGACAUAUGACGUGGUGGCUGGUGAUGAACGCGCCACAAUACAAACGACGGCCGAAUUGAUGGCGGCCACGGCGCAGGAGCAUUUGUUGGAGCAGCAGCAACAGCAUUUGAAAGAUAGAGCGAGUGUCACUGCAGAGGCGGCUAUUGUGGCGGCAGUGACGGCCGCAGGUGUUGGUGGCGGCGCUGCGGCGGCCUUAAGUGAAAGUAGACGCGAAUCGGUGAAUAGUGAAAUACGAAAUAGCGUUCACAUUGACGAUGUAAUCGCAGACAUAAAUGGCAAAUUGGAGACAAAGGAUGUGGCUACCGAAAUGGAAGUGUUCGAAACUGAAAUGGAGAUUAAGUCGUCGUGCAUCAAUGGAAAGCGUCUCUCGGAUUAUCGUUCUUGGCGCCAAGUGAAAAUUGAAAUCAAAGGCGAUAUCUUACGCAUCUAUCCGGGUCGCGGUUGUAAGGAGAGCAAUAUGAUAGAACUCGAUAUUAGAAAUUUUAAAAUCUUCGAUGAAUCGGUCGAUAAAAAGAAAUCCUACAUGUUUCGCAUGCAAUCGAAACCCACGCAAAUCGCCACAUUGGGCAAUGAGCUGAAUCUGGAUGAUGUGCCCGAUAAAUUGACGUCGUCAGGCAGCAGCGCCUCGACAACAGCGUCACAUGUGGAGCCAACACAUCACCAGCCCCACCAACAACCCACAGAAAUAUUAUUCAAAACGAAAAGCAUGACGGAAAUGAAACGCAUAUUCGGCUUAUUGCAGUGGAAGAAUAGUUUAAUUUAUGACGAUAAUGAUCUUCAAGGCAGGCAAUUGGCUGAGCCGCAGAAAACCGCGGCUAUCUCUAGCAUGCCAACAGCAACAUACUGUGAUGAUAACGUACAACACCAACACCAACACCAACAAUUACAACCAGAAUAUUCACCAUUAAGCACAACAUCACGCGGUGGCGAUUCCGAGCUCAUAUCGGACUCGAUUUCGCCAGUGAUGAAAACGCGCAAAUCAUCUUCACACAAAAAUAUACCCGAUAAAGAUUUAGGUUCCCCGAAAGCCAAAAAUUGGAAAGAUUUACUCUUUAGACGCGGCGGCGGUAGCAGCAGCCACAAUGCGGACAUUUCGCCGUCAAGCUUAGCUUCUGGUGGCAAGACGACCGGUUCCAUUGGUGUGCCCUUAAGAUCAUGUCCGAUGUCCAAGAACAACGAAUUUGUGCCGCUGUUAGUGGAUGUCUGCACGAAUAUUGUUGAGACAAAGGGUCUCGGCAUCGUUGGUAUUUAUCGCAUACCUGGCAACAAGGCUGCCAUAUCAGAGCUAUCGGAGCAGGUGAAUAAAUCCGACUUUUCAUGGGAUCGCUGCAACACAGACGUCAGGUGGGAAGACGUGAAUGUCGUGUCGAGUCUACUAAAGCAAUACAUACGCAAUCUGCCCGAUGCUUUGCUACCAUGUUCCUUCUAUAUAAAUUUCAUUGAAGCCGAUAAGAAGACGGGCUUGGAGCGUUUGAAAGAGCUUCGAGAGUUGCUUAACUCGCUGCCACGUCACUCAUACGAGACGUUGAAGCAUUUGAUACGUCAUUUGAGUCGCGUGAGCAAGAAUUGUGAUGUGAAUUUGAUGGAGCCCAAAAAUUUGGCGAUAAUUUUCGGUCCAUCGAUUAUACGCACACCAAACGAUACACUAGAGAUUGCAGUGAAGGAUAUGAAACAUCAGUGUCGCAUAGUAGAGUUACUCGUGACGCAGUACGACUACUUCUUCGAGAAUGGUCCCUUGCCCGAUCUGGCGGACGUUACCGGCAACACGCCCAUUGCGUCCACUUCCAGUUCCGCUUCGGGUGCACUACACACCCAAGAGGAUCAGACGAAUAUGUUGCUGCACAAUGUAUCGAAAAUUGAACGGCUAACCGAACGUGAGUCGUCAUCCACAACACGCACAUCCCGUUUCAUUCCACAACUGCGACGGCGUACACAUAGUAAGCGUGGUGCGGUCAGCUCGGAUACCUACUCGGGCGAAAGUGUGUUGGUAAGCGAAAUUCAAAAUCUGAAUCAGAGUCACAAUGCUUAUGGCAUGAGUUCGAAUAACAAAAACAAAAACAAACAUAAACGCAAAUCAUUGCAAUCAUCCAUCAACCUCAACCAAACCAUUACUAAACUCAUUUCCGCACCACACAACAUGCACAACGCACUACUCAAGUACAAUAUCACUAGCACCAAUUCCACCAACAACACCACCACCACCAUCACCAACAACAACAAGAACACUACCACACAAUCCACACCUAAUAUAUGCGUGGCAGCAGCCACCACCACCACAACCACUAAGCCUUUAAAGCAAUGCGCAACGGCCAGUCGCCAACAGCAGCUGCAGCAGCCGCCACUGCAACAAAUGCAAAAGCAGCAGCUGCAGCAGCGGCGUCGCAAAGCCGUGCCCACAAUUUAUGAUAUUGGGCUAACAUUGCGUGUACAAUUUCAGUCAUUGGAUUCCACCAAAUCCGUUACAACAGCGAUGACGACCAGCAGCAGCUCCACCAAUGCUACCACAGCGUCGUCGAGUAGCGGUAGUGGCGGCAGCAGCAGUGUGACCUCCUCCACGCAAAAGACGAAAAAGGAGCGUAACUUCCUGAUCAAUCACAGCGGCGGAGGGUUUGUGCGGCUGCACCAUCGCAAAGCCAGUCUGGAUGAGAAGGACUCGGGCAGCUGUAGCGGUUCGGGCAGUGGCAGCGGCGGCAGCAUGAGCAAAGAGCAGCAACGCAGCAGUGUCGAUAUAUCGGUGCUGCUCACCGAUGAUGAGUCGAGCAAUAGUCGCAGCGAUACAGGUUCCAUGUCCCUGACCACCAUUACCGAUACGCUAGACUCGAAAUUGCGCAACUUGCGUAGCGGUUCCGAAUCGAAUGAUGAAAAUGGUUCGCCCGAGUUCCGGAAAAAUCGACGGCACACACUCGGCCAGCCACUGCAUUUGCAUUCUGAAAACAUUCCCUAUGCCGAUGAGUCGCCAGAGCGUCACUUUCAUUCCUGCCCAUUGGAUGCACCGAAUGUACUGAUGCUGAGUCGUUCCUGCACCGCCACCAACACCAUCGCCACGGCCAAGGCGAAUGAGAGCAAGGAUCAGCGUGUGGCAGCGGUACUGUCCGCAUACAAAAACAACAAACUACAACAUUCGGCUACCGUGCCCAUUAAUCCCGGUUCGACAACAACAAUUGUGGGCAGCGGCAGCACACCAUCGACAGCGGCAUCGACGCCAACUGCUAUACUAACGGUAAAAACGACAAAUACACAAGGCGGUAUCAUCGGCACAAAUGUCGGCGGUACCGGCAGUGGCAGCAACUUAGCGCGUAAUUCCUAUGUGGGGCGUGGAACACGCUUCACCAAACAAGUGUAUGAGCAACAGUGUUGCUCAGACGAUGACUCCGAGGGUUCGACCACGAGCGAUCCGAAAGAUUCGCUCAUCAUAGCAUCGCCGCCGUUUUUUCUAGAUCGUUACAAUAAGAAGCGACGCGAUCAUCGACUCUUCCGCUCCGCUUCGUUCAAUUGUCGCAACUAUUCAUCGUCGUCGGGCAGACACAGCAGCAGCGGUGGUCAUCACAACACCGGCGGUUCUGCGUCAGCAUUGACGAAAGAUGAAAAGACUGAUAUGAAUUUGACGAAGAAGCGACAGAUACAGAACAAACAGAAUCGUUCCAUAAAGCGACGACACACUGUUGGUGGACCGCACGACUAUGUUGGACCGAAUGGCUGUCCGCCAGCGAAUAGUAACAAUUGCAAUCAUCAUCACACCUGUAAGGUGACAGCUGGUGCGGGUGGCACCACAACAACCACUACAACGGUGUUGCGACGCAUUCCUAUACCCAGCGCUAAUGGCAACAUCAGCAACAACAACAACAAUAUCAAUACAAAUCUAACGCAAGACGGCAACAAUGGCAAUGGUGGUGGCGGCGGCGGCGUCGGCAGUGGCAACAUUGGCGGUAACGGCGGCAAUGGUGUGGGCGGCGACAAUGCCGGCACUGCAACGGUGGCUAUGGCAAGUGGCGCGGGCGGCGAGCACGUGCUGGAGGUGGGCAUACGCAUCAAGAAUAUCAACAGAAGUCGAUAUUAGAGGCCUGCAUAUGAGCAUAUGAGUAAAAGCUGUAUUGCAAAGUCGAAGAGAGUGCAGCAGCAGCAGUAAGCAGCGCAAUGAAAAUUGCAAACAAAAGAUAAAUAAGAAAAAACACCAAUUAGUUAUUAAGUUCACAAAAGUAUGAAAAAAGUCAGCAGCGUUCAUUUAAAUGUGUGUGUAACAAAUAAGCAACCUAGUAUUAGCAAGCAAAAAGUUAAAUUAAAAUUACAAGAAAAAAAGCAAAAAAGAAAAAGCGCAAAACAACAAUGCAACAAGUGCUGAGGAUAUUCAAGCUGUGUGUCGCGAGUUUAUAGUAUUGCCUAAGAAAUUCCUGCAUGCAACCAGUAUCAAUACAAUACAAAAUACAAUUUAGCACAAUCAACACGAAAACGUCAAGAGUUUGUAGAGUGUUUCAAGGUAAACUUUGCCAAAUUUUACUUUUGUUGUUUUUUUUUUAUAUUUUUUUGGUAAUAUUUUAUUAUGCAGUAGUGUUCCAAGUAGUCUUGUUGUUGUAAAUUACAUAAUUUAUUUAUUAAAAAUUUAUUAUUAAAUUGAAGUAGUCUAGAGUAGUAUUUGAAAAUUUGUUUAAAAUUAUUUGAAUAUAAAAUCAGGAAGUUAAAAUUGAUGAAAAAGCGUAUGGAUUAAUUUAGAAUUUAUUUUAUUUUAUUUCUGAAAUUUCAUUUCUGAAAUUUGGUGUUUUUUUAAAUAGCAGACAGAACUAAAACUAAUAACUAAAAGUGCAUUAUUGUCGAUCUCCAAUGAGAAAAAUAAUUUUCUUGCAUAAACUUAACCUAAAAACCAAAAAUUUAAAUUUGAAAUUAAAAAAAAAAAACUAGAAAUUAUCCCUCUCGCUCGGCAUGAAUAUCCUUAGUGCAAAGAAAUUAAAAAUUAUUAAACAAAUACAUAUACAUAAAUAUAUAUUAAAUGUAAACGCACUUAAAAAUGAUACAACACCUCCCAACGCCUACACACAAGCCAAGCAACUUUAGUGGUAAAAUUACAAAUUACAAAUUUAACAAACAAAAAAAAAAAAUACAAAAAAUAUUUAUUUAUCGAAAUAUAAAUAAAAUAUAAAAAAUGCAUGGCAGGUUUAAGAUUGACAGUUGGAAAAGUGUUUUUGGAGUGUUAAUUGUAAUGUGACAUUUUUUUAUUUUUUAUUUAUUUUUUUUUUAUAUUAAUUUUUUUUUAUUUAUUUUUUUUAUUAAUUUUUUUUAUUUAUUUAUUUUUUUUUUAUUAAUUUUUUUAUUUAUUUAUUUUUUUUUUAUGAAAAUAUAGUUUAUUAAAAGUAAUAUUAAGUUAAAAAGUCCUCACAGAUAUAUAUUUUCUGGUGCUUAACUCCUGAUGUUUUGAAGUCUCUUUGGUCACAUACAAAUUAAAGUAUGUUGUUGUAGUAGCGGCAUAAAACAUUCCCCAAAUAAUUUUAAGGAAUGCUGCCGGUUUGACAGUCCUGGGCCGGAUAAAAAUCCGGGUCCGUUCCGUUUACAUAGAACCGCCUGUCGUGGAAACGGACACAUCAAAGUAUGUUUUCCAACCGUUGUUGUUGUUCUAAUGACAUAAAAGUUGGGCUAAGGACUCUUUUGAAUACCGCUUUUGAGGUUAUAUUCUUUGGUCAGGUAUACAUCAGGGUCUAUUAUGUUCAAAUUGAUCAUACAAAUGCGGCAGACAUUUCUGAAAUCAUUGAGGCAUACGAUUAUUCGCAAUAUUUCUUAUUUUUCCUGUAAUACUUACUACAAUAUUAAAUCACUGUUAGAUCUCUAUAAGAACUCAAGAGAAUAUUUAUUUUGUUUUUACCAAAAAAAUUGAAAAAUUAUAAUUUUCUGUUAUCAAUACUACGAUUCAUAUAAAUUACUCAAAAAAAAAACAAUUUAACAGUUAUUUUUUGAUUUUUUUAAAUAUAUAUAGAGCUUAAAAAAAUUAAAACAAAAAAAUUAAAAAGUGCCCUUUGACAUAUGAUCUUAUUAUAAACAAUAUUUUUUGUCACAUUACAGUUAUAUUCCAAAAACACAAAAGCAUGUAGUUGCCAGAUGUGCAAAAAGCAAAAAACCUACAAAUAUACAUACAUAUAUAUUUUCUGAUCUAUAUUUUCUUGAGUCCUAAAAAACCAUGUUCGUAUGUAUGGCUGGCGCGUGAUAAGCAUGAAAUUGUAGCAACGAGCGUUUGUGCCGCGUAUUCUAUUGUUAAAUAUUUUUUUUAGUUUUGCUCAUUUUCGGUGUUAUUAAAUUAAGUAUUACAUGAUUUUUGCGCAUUUCAAUUGAUUUGUGUUGUUGUAUUGUUUAAUAAGUUUUCAAUUAAAAAAAAAAUAUAUAUUUUUUAAUUAAUUAAAAUAAUUUUUGUACAGGAUAAAAAAUCUAAAAUUAACUUUCGCACACACACACAUUAAGUACGGAGUAGAAAAAAAAAUAAAAACAAAAAAAUUACGCGUUUUGUAAAUUUGUUAUUAUUAUGCUCGACGUUAAACGCUUAUUUUUUUAUAUGGGAAAUUUUGAAAUGAUUUGUAAAUGUACAGUGGCGCUACGCAUAGUGGAAAUGAUUUUUUUGAAGUAAAAAUAAAAAUUUGUUGGUAUUUGCUAGGUAAAAAAGUUAUUAUGAUUUCAAAAGUAAAGUAGUGUGUAUGCUACUAAAAUGUUUUGAAAUAAAUUAAUUUAAAUUUAAAUUAUACAUAAAUUGAAAACAAAAAAAGAAAAAAAUGAAACAAAAACAAACUAUUUAAUUGUUUUUAUAUAUUAUUAUUAUUAUUAUUAAUUAUUACUAUUAUUUACGAACCCACACACACCCCCUGUACGUAUGUAUGUAACAUAAUUACUAUUUAUUCGAUAAUAAUUAUGUUUGUAUUAAACUAUAUUUGAUUUAUGUAUUGUAAUCAUAUAUAUAAAUAUUAUUUUUAAAUAUGAUUUGAUUAAAAUGCGAUUUAAUGUUACUUUCUGUUAUUUGCUUAUAAAUAAAUACUUAAGUUAUAUUAUUAUUAUUACAAGCCAAAAUUAUGUUUGGUCCAAGCAAAAAAAAAAUAUAUAAAUAUUAUAUAUAAUUAUAUAUAUAAAUGUAUAUUGAAAAUAUUUGUUGUUUAAAUUAUUAUAUACGCCGAUUUUGUUUGCGGUUAGCUACGGUAGUUUAGCGAAAGAGUUGAGUUGAGUUGAGUGGCAAGCGGUGUGCGAGUUAGUGUUAGUAUUUGAAUUGUGAAAGCAAAAACGUAAUUGAAGAGAAUUUAUUUGCAAAACAUUUUGUGCCCCCAUUUUUGUGGAAAGUUUGUAAUCGUAAUGGCGUUACAAGCGCCGUGAACGUAACACAGUAGAAAUUGUAUGUAGCUCGAUAUAUAUUAUUAUAUACACAAACACAAAAACACACACAGAAAUUAUAUAUAUAUGUAUUUUAUAAAGAAAAAGAAACAAACAAAAUAUGUACAUAUAUAUACAUACACGCAUAUAUAAGUAUAUAUAUCUACAUAUACAAACAUAUAUAUAUUUACCUACCUAUUUACCUAUAAAUGUAUGGAUUUAUUUUGUGUAAUUACUUAUACAUAUACAAUUAAAUGAAGUAAUAAAAGAGCUAAAUAAAAUAACAACAAAAUAAUGAAACAAAAUGAGCCCACAUGAAAGAUUUUCAAACAAAAUAACUGUAAUGAGUUGAAAAAAAUAAAUCUAUGAAUAUGCAGUGAAUUCUACAAGUACAUGGAGCAAGGCUGAGAGGAAAGUAUCACCAUACCCACAAACAUAAACACACGCAUCAAUAUUAUCAAGAGUAAAUAAACAGAAAUUACAAAUUUAGAAACGAAAUAAUUAAAAA